Molecule: messenger RNA, 1633 nt
Organism: Botrytis cinerea B05.10
Lineage: Eukaryota; Fungi; Ascomycota; Leotiomycetes; Helotiales; Sclerotiniaceae
Exons: 3
Coding region: 122-1603 (493 amino acids)
Source: RefSeq, a predicted model, not a curated record
GAACUGAUUUGUCGUACCAUGUGACCUCGAAAUCUGGAUUUGUAUUUUAGAUGCGUCUGCUCAACCCUUGCACUUAGACCUCCAAAUAUACUUUCAUCAACAGUCUCAAAAUAAUGAAAAAAUGAAUAACGCAUCAGCCAGCUCAUUAGGCAAGAGGAAAAUUUCCGAAGUCAGCGAAGACAUAUUGCCAACUUCAAGUAAAGCAAUCAAGAUCGAAAUUUCUGAUGAUAUCGAAGAGCGCGUGGAUAUUGAUCGUGCCGAAGCUACCAUGACGCCUUCAGUGAAGUCCGAACAAUCAACAGUUGAAAUUGAAGAGUUUGAUGUGCAAUCGCAUAUCUCUGAGCUCUACAGAUUUAUUAUCAGUGAACGUGCACUUGGCCGUGCCCCUAUGAAGAUUCAGAGACUUAUCAAUUUAGAUUCUGCGUCCAGAAAUUUCUAUGCGUCAUCCAUACGUGAUUGGAUUGACCAGGAGCAGAACGAAUUUGUGGAGCGACAUGCCGUCAAACCAGAUACCAGAACCAAUUUCAAAGGAACCCGGAAAUACCUUGCGGAUAUCGGCAGACUUUCACGUAUGUCUCGAGGACUUUCACUUGCCUUUGAGCUUGCAUUCUAUCUCUGCGAAAACUCCUACUUGGCGCCGGUCAAUGGCAAGAUACAACGUGUAGGCCGAGUCACUUGUGGCCCUUGUGACUCCCUAUUGCAUAAACUCUGUCUCCGAAUGAAGACUGAAUAUCCCAAUUUUGAACCGGAAGUACAUUUUUUUCGUGUAAACGACCAACGGAAGCAUUUCGAAGUAGAUGAUGACGGCCUCAUACCUCACUUGUUGCGAACCCGAGAUCUACUAUUAAGCUGGAUAGAAGGACCAUCUGCUGCGCAGGCUAUUUAUGAUAGCACGAAGGGAUUCAUAUUGAUCGAUUAUAACCGAAUAGUAGAAAAAUUACAAUCUGCUGCGGCAAAAAACCACACUGGCCCUGCACGCAACUCAAAUCUCUCUGGUCACUUGGUUCCCAGUGUCGAAAAGAGCCUCCCACAGGUCAAACGUCUGUUGUCUAUGGCCGGUGGCAAGGGAUUAGCUUUCGACCUGCUUCUGUUUGCUGGUCGGCACUCGUAUGUCGAAUGCAGAAAGGACGCUCUGGGUCGUAAAGUAACUGAAGAUUUCGACCAGGCUGCUGAUACUUUGCUUGUCCAAAUUGCAAAUGCUAUCAGGGAGGAGGACCAAGCUUUUAGGCCUGUUGAUGCCAUGGAAAUGCUUCACGAGGAGAUUGAGACCACUGGUCAUAUUGGAUAUUUCCCGCAAUCUUAUAAGCUUUUCUCGUCUUGGAUGCCAGAAGUAGGAAAGUCUCAUGUACAAAAAGACUACGAUGAUCUAUACGCAAAAAUCAAAAAUGCCCAUGCUGCUGUUGAGCGCAGACUCCAAGUUUUCGUCAAAGAUGGAUCUCGCCCAACCGUGGAUCUGCUUGGCAGAAAAAUGCUUGGAUUCAUUGAUGAUGUUAAUAAACUCAGCACAAAGUUGAAUGGGCUAAUUCCUGCCAUAGAAAUCGCACUCUUCUUGGCUUAUUUCGUUGCAAGAGGGACUUCGAUUCUCUGGGAGACGAUUGCUUGAAGGCACUACUUCAAAGAGUAAUUGACGCCA